GGAAACAUAAACACAGUAGCUUCAACAUGCAUUCCUGAAUCAUUUAUAAUAGAAUAAAAAGGUGAUAUUCACAUAUUAACUUUUCAACAACAUUCACGAAAUGGAAAAGAAGGCAUAUUGAGAGAUGAAUGAAAUGGUAAUUUGAUUCUCUGAUGACAUGGAAUCAAGUUUUAAUCUAUUCUUGUAUAAUGUAUAAGUUUUAUUCUAUUCGAUUUCUUGUUGGUGAAUUCAAUGUUGAGAAUAGGAAAGUUGAAUCAUGUGGAGGCGAGGGUGUCUUUGAUAGAGCAAUGGAUUUUCCUCCGAAGAUUGUCUCUGUGGUCGAUGAAGAAGGAAGCAGAGUUAGAAUCGGCACUCUCACGCAAUCGACGAUGGGUAGUUAACAACCAGAUAAAGAACAUCAUCCUCCGCUACCCCAACAACGAAAUCCCCAUCGAAACCCUUCAGAAGAAGUUCAAAACCCUCGAUCUGCAAGGAAAAGCCCUCAACUGGCUCUCUAAGUACCCAUGCUGCUUCCAAAUCCACGAUAACCGCUGCCGCCUCACCAAACGCAUGAUGAACCUCGUCGCACAGGAACACUCCCUCAUCGACUCCCUCCAAUCCCUCUUCGCUCGCCGCUUGGCCAAACUUCUCAUGCUAACUGCCCGCAACAGACUCACCGCCCUCAAAAUCAACGAAUUCAAACGCGCGUUCGGCUUCCCCGAUGAUUACGUAAUCAGGAUACUGCCCAACUACCCUAAUUUGUUCCGUAUCGUCAACGAGAGCGGCAGGAGGAACUCCAUGGCCAUUGAGUUGCUGCAUUGGGACCCUGACCUCGCAGUCUCCGCCGUCGAAUCCUCCGCUGCGAAGCACGGUACGCCGCCACAUUUUUCAUGUUCUUUGCCGUCUAGUUGGGUGAAAUCCUGGGAGAGAUUUCGCGAAUUUGACGAAACUCCUUACAUUUCGCCGUAUUCGGAUCCUCGAGGUUUGGUGGAGGGGUCCAAGGAGAUGGAGAAGAGGAAUGUUGGUUUGGUGCAUGAGUUGUUGUCUUUGACUCUUUGGAAGAAGGCUUCAAUUGUGAAGUUGGGGCAUUUUAGGAGGGAGUUCCUUUUGCCUGAUAGGUUGAAUGUGUUGUUGCUCAAGCACCCUGGGAUUUUCUAUGUUUCCAAUAAGUAUAAGAUUUACACUGUGCUUCUUAGGGAGGCCUAUGUCGGGUCUCAGCUUGUGGAUAAGGAUCCUUUGGUCGUUAUGAAGGAGAAGUUUGGGGAGUUGAUGGAGGAGGGGCUUCAUGAAUACAAUCAGAGGCGUCGCCUCCUCAAUGUGGAAAAGAGGAGGAAGUUAGGGGUUCCAUUGAUUAGUGUAGAUGGUGCAAAGGGUAGAAGGAGAAGUCACGAAGUUGAUGAUGAUGGUGGUGAUAGUAACGGUGGAGAUAGUAAGGUGGGAGGGUUAUUUGACCCUGAAGAAAGAAAACGGUUUUAUAGAGUUCUCUUUGAUGAUGAUGUUUCUUGAAAUUCAACCUUGGUGUAUAGAUUGUGCGUUUGAUUUGCGUAGUUUACUGCAUGGAUAACAGUUGCAUCCUUCCAAUAGUAGAUUCAGAAUACAAGAUACUAAAGCCUAACAUUUUCCUAAAGUACGUUCUACAUGGUUAUUCAAUCAUGCUCUUAGAUAUUCUACCUUCUUUUCCAGUAAAUAAUUGCAUGCCACAUUCUCCAAAAUGAACUGGGGGCAGAAUGAUCUACAAACACCUACUCUCUGUAGGUUGUAAGCUGUUUAAGCCUUUAAUGGCCUGUACUACAUUUACUUAUCCACCGAAUUCAUCAAGUCUUAACCUGAAUUCUUUCUGUACUAGAUUCUCAUUAAAAGAAUGGUAAGCUGCAGUUGCCAUUUUGUCAAUGCUUCUUUAAUUCUCAGUAGGUUCAUUUUUUUCUUCAUGUUUUGGUUCUCCGUUGUCUUGACAUCUAUUUAAAAACAGAGGGGACAACGAAGAUAUUGUUCUGUGUGUGAAUGGGAAAGUUCCAAUGUCGAUUUUGUGUGCCUAUACAGUUAGAAUGAGUUGUGCUACUAUUAUCAGCCUUCACAUUGUUAUUAUUUACAUUUCUAGCUUUUCCCCUUGUCAUUGAAGUUUCAUGUCUUUACAUUUAGAAAGGAAAGUCAGUUUGUUUACUAAUCUCACAAUUGUUUUGUGCUUCUUUGGCUUGAGCUUGAGAAAUGAAUUGACAGCAAUCUAGAUCUAGAAUUUGUAUAUCCGUCUGCUCCAAAAUAAUUAGAUGAUUUUAGAAGGAAGGCUGUCUUUUCUUAAAGCUGUGAACUGCAAUAGAGCUUAUGUUUCAAGUAUGUUAAACUAUGAACUACUUUUUUCUUGUGGAGGGGGAAUUAAUUAUUACAUAGUUAGUCUGUCACUUCCAACAAUGAUUAGCUAUCGUAAGGAAAGGAUACUUGUGAAUUUGCGUUGGUUUCUAAGUUGUUAUAGUCGCAUUACAAAUUGAUUCUGUUAUUGCAUACACGGUUUUGUUUUCUUCUAUAACUUGGUUUAAACUGACGGUGGACUACCAUCUCAUGUGCUUCCUCUCAUUAUUCUUACUGUUAAUUUGAAAAAUGCAGUUUUCUUUGUAUUUGUUUCUUAUAUUUUAAGAUUAUCCUUCUUCUCCUUUUCUCCCUUUUGACGAUUGUUGUGCAGGAAAUUGUAAAGUUCUCUUGGGAAUGCUUGUCCGUAAUGUAUUUGAUUAAAGGAGUAAUUUAUAGGACAAUGAUAUUUUGAAACUCAAAUUUUUAACACCGAUUUGACAGAAUUCCUUACUA
This is a messenger RNA of Vigna angularis (adzuki bean), 2775 nucleotides long. RefSeq names its product protein WHAT'S THIS FACTOR 1 homolog, chloroplastic. The record is from RefSeq and is a predicted model, not a curated record. NCBI's taxonomy places the organism in Eukaryota, Viridiplantae, Streptophyta, Magnoliopsida, Fabales, Fabaceae. The coding region runs from base 232 to 1485 and encodes 417 amino acids. Gene Ontology annotation, molecular function: RNA binding. The transcript has a single exon.